CUGUGAAACAUAUAGCACAAACGAGAGAAAAAAUGGUGGAAACUCCAAGUAAAAUCCAUCAACUUCUUCUUCUUCACUCUCUCAUUUUCUUCCUAACUCUCUCUCCUUCCACACAACAAGAACAAGAAACCCACCACUGCAGCAAAAUCAAUACCACGAACCUUUUCCUCUCCCCAUUCUCAAACCAAUCAAUCGUCGCCGCAAAUCUCAUCACCUGCAGAUCUGGAAGACUCUACUUCAAAACCUCAGUCGGUCUCUUCCAUGUCUCUUCCAUAGACUACACAACCAAAACCCUAAUCCUCUCUCAUUCCUCGGGAAGAGAGAAGAAAGUGAAGAAACUGGGAACAAGGGUUUCUUUAGAAGUGGAGGGUCACUUGCCGGAUUUAUGCAUCGCGUGCGAGAGACCAGACGGUAACUGUGGAGUUGCUCUCAGAUGUCUCUGCCAUCCUAAAGAAUGCAAAAACAAAGUUGUCAACUAUGCAACGAAGUCGCGAGCUUUAUUAUCUGGGAUGAGCUCAAUAGAAACGAAGACAACUAAAUCUGAUUUCUCCGUGCGUUACCGUCAUCAUCUUCUCCGUCACCCUCACAAUUGAAGCUGGUUUCAACAGAAACGAAGUCAACAGAUCCCGCAAGUUACGGUCUUCUCCGUCGAGCUCUCCGUGGAAGCUCUUACCGGAAUCCAUGGCCGCAACAAGCUCCAUUCCUCGUCACAGGUCCAAAAACGAAACCGUUGUGAUCUCGUCCAAGCACCAGUCGUCGACGUCGGAUUGUCUCCAUAUCGGUCGCUCUCUUCCGCCGUCGUCUCAGCUUCUCUCAACAACAAUUGCCAAGUUUCUCAUAAUUGCAUAUUUGGUCCUAAUUAGUUUGCUUCUUUUCAUUUCGGCCCUAGAGUAUUAUAAUGUACAUAUUUCUUUAGAUUUUUUUUUAUCUAAACUCUUAAAUUGUGUUCAUCUAAUC
Messenger RNA from Brassica oleracea var. oleracea, 957 nucleotides. RefSeq lists its product as uncharacterized. The transcript has 3 exons. Bases 33 to 593 code for a protein of 186 amino acids. NCBI's taxonomy places the organism in Eukaryota, Viridiplantae, Streptophyta, Magnoliopsida, Brassicales, Brassicaceae. The record is from RefSeq and is a predicted model, not a curated record.